UAUAGCUCUGUUUCUAUGAUGCUCACUUGAAUUUCGAUGGAUUGUGAAUCAUAUAAUACUAUAUGAUUUCUCUGCCAUAUUGUAGUUCAACCAAUUCUUCCUUGUCCUCGCCCAUUUCGACCUGCAUCGCACCCUCCCCGCCGUGACUCUACCAAUCCAAGCACCAUGCCUCAAAUCCCGUGGCGCGUAGAAGUGACCGCCCACCCCGGCUCAACCCGUGAAGAAAUCAAACAAGAACCCGACUGGACGCAGGCCAACGAACAUCGAAUCGGAUACGUGAACCGGGACGACCGAAAGCCAGGGCUAACGCACCCUUCUGACGAGCAGCGUGUCGAUGAAGAAGGUGACCGGUACAUCGAGGAGGCACGCCGGGAGUACGAACAGCUGAGGCAACGACGGGAGAAGGGCGAUCUUAUCACUUUCCGCGACUUGAUUCAAGGGGAGCCGGAUCUGCAUCUCAGACAUCCGGCGGAUAGGUCGAUUGGGUGGAGGUAUGUGCUUGAUUGCACGGAGGACUGGGUGAGGAAUAAGGAGCCUUGGCCGGCGAACAUCCAGAAGAGGAAGAAAGAAGAGGAAGAGGCGGAGAAGAAGAGGCGGAAAGGAGAUGGCGGAGACGAGGUAGAGAAAGACGACCCCAAAGACGGAAAGCAAGAUGUAGAGCCAGGCCAUGAGGAAAGGUGGAAGAGAGACAAUGGUGAGGGCAAGAAGCAUCACGACGCAUAUGCUGGGGGUGCAGCGGAAGACUCUGGAUAUUCGAGCGAGGAGUCGAACAAUGAACAGUCAGAGUACGAGAAACUCCGCGAGAAAUACUCGCCGCAAGAGAUCGCACUCCUCAAAGCUCUCGAGCACGAAAAGAACUAUAUACAGAAGCUGGAGCAGAACGACGGCAAAAGACAAAGUCCACAGAAGAAUAAUCGUACUACGAUUACCAUAGACGAGGCGGAUCAGUUCUCCCCAGAUAACUGGCUGCCUCGCUCAGACGACCUCAUCAGGCUCACUGGCAAACAUCCACUAAAUGCCGAACCUCAACUGACGCGCCUAUUCGACGCCGGCCUGAUCACGCCAAAUGAAUUGCAUUACGUUCGAAACCACGGUGCGGUCCCUCGCAUCCUGUGGGAAUUCCACGAACUUGACAUCAACGACGGAAAACUCAAGUUGAGCAUGAACGAACUGAAGCACAACUUUGACACCAUCAACAUCCCCGUAGCUCUGGCAUGUGAUGGCAACCGCCGCAAGGAGCUCAAUAUGAUCAAGCGUUCUAAGGGAUUCAAUUGGGGCUCAGGAGGCGUCAGCUGUGCAUACUGGAAGGGUCCGCUUCUUCGGGAUGUGCUUCUUGCUGCUGGAGUGCCAGAGAAGAUGCCUGAAGGGGAGAGACAUUGGGUCCACUUCGAGGGCGCAGAUAAUCCGAGCGAAGGCAAGUAUGCCACUUGUAUUCCCUUCGACUACAUCAUGGAUCCGACGAACGACGUGAUACUUGCAUAUGAGAUGAACGACGUUCCCUUACCUCCCGACCACGGAUACCCCGUACGAUUGAUGAUACCUGGAUAUGUGGGCGGCCGCUGUGUGAAAUGGCUGAAGCGGGUGUGGGUCAGCGACAAAGAAAACGAUUCCUAUUACCACAUCUGGGAUAAUCGCGUCCUGCCUAGUUUCGUGACCGAAAAAGAUGGCGACUUCGCAGAGACACUAUUCAGGCAUCCUAGCACAAUGUGUAAUGAGCAGAACCUCAACUCUGUCAUUGUCAAACCCGCCCAAGGCGAGAACAUCCCAUUGACGGAAGCUCGAAAGGGGCGAACAUACCGAAUCGAAGGAUUUGCUUACGACGGCGGUGGCCACGAAGUCCAGCGAGUAGAGGUCUCUCUCGAUAACGGCUCGACCUGGCUUUACUGCAUCAGACGCUUUCCAAACGCUCCCAUCCGGCACGGCAAUAAGUUUUGGACAUGGCUCCAUUGGCACGUCGAUGUCAGCAUUUCGCACUUGCUUCAAUCGCGAAGCAUCAUCGUGCGGUGCUUCAAUGUAUUCAAGAACACCCAGCCCGAGCAGCACAAUUGGAACGUGAUGGGCAUGAUGAACAAUUGCUGGUAUCAGGUUAAGGGCGAGAUCACGCAAGAGGAGGACUCUGACGUAGCUUGCAUACUAUUUCGUCACCCAGUUGAACCGGCGACAGGCGAAGGUGGUUGGAUGAAGCCUAGUGUGGAAAACCAGAUCGCCAACGCUAAACAGGAGGCCGGUGCGCCGGAAAAGCAAUUCACGAGGGAGGAAAUCGAAAAACAUAAUACAGAGGAUGACUGUUGGUUAGUUGUGGACGGGAAAGUGUAUGACGCGACGAGCGUGCUUGCGUGGCAUCCUGGCGGCAAAGCUGCCAUCACGAACCAUGGUGGUAAAGUGCACCAGGAAACCAGCGAUGAAUUCGCUAGUAUCCAUGAUGAGUACGCUUACAAGAAGCUUAAUGAAUGUAUACUCGGCGUUGUCACUGACAAAGCAAAAACGUUUAUCAAGAAGAGUGCCGAGGCAGCUGCAAAGGAGAAGGCCAAUUCAUCCAAGGCUGCAGAAAAGAUGACCUUGCAAAAGCAUCGCUGGGUUCCAGUCAAGUUAGUAGAUCGUAAAUCCAUCUCGGACGAUACACGAACAUACACCUUCCAUCUUUCGGACGGUAAGACUGAUCUUGGGCUUGGCACAUGUCAACAUAUCCAGGUCGGAUUUCAUCUAAUGGAUAAGAUGCUCGUUCGGUCCUACACACCAACGAAGCCGGUGCUCCCGCCAGUAUCAGGCGGCAGUAGCGACGGGAAUGCAGGUCUACGGGAUGGCGUCGGUACGUUCGACGUGACGGUUAAAACCUACUUCCCCACCAGUGACCAACCUGGUGGAGCCAUGUCCAAUAUUCUCGACUGCAUCCCUAUUGGUGAAGAAGUUGAGAUCCGGGGCCCCACUGGAGAAAUAGUGUACAACGGCAACGGGUCCUUCACCAUAUCAUCCAAGGAAUACACCUUCAACAAAGUCUCGCUCAUCCUUGGUGGAAGCGGGCUGACCCCAGGCUACUCACUCAUCGCCCGUAUACUCCUCUCUGAGAACGACAAGACGAAGAUCCGAGUCAUAGACGCGAACAAGUCGGAAAAAGACAUAUUGCUGAGGGAAGAUCUAGAUAAAUUUGAGAAGGACAGCCAAGGGCAGUUGAAGAUUACGCAUGUUUUGAGUCACCCUAACGAUGAUUGGAAGGGUGCUAAAGGUCACGUCAAUGCAGAUAUCGUCAAGGAAAGUCUCUUCGCGCCUGGAGAAGGCGCGGGAGUGUUCCUCUGUGGGCCACCUGCCAUGAUACAGAAGGCUGCAUUACCGGCCUUGCGAGAUUGGGGGUAUGAAGAGGACAAGAACGUUUUCGGCUUCUAGAAGCAUUUAGCAUUUCGAAUGAUGACGGGUUCAAUUCUAUAGUUCCUUCAAUCGUAUGCAGCAAGGGCCUUUUGGUCCUAAUUAUUUCUCGAAUUGUUUUGAGCAUUCAUCCUUUCGUCGAAGAAGAGUCUGCCAGGCAGAGAACAAUAAGAGUAAUUACCUGACCAAUUUCUCAAAUUGCUCAUCAGUGUCUCAAUAUUCUUGACUCAGUGUCAAGAUUGGACCGACAGAAAGCGAUCUGCGAAGCCUAGACCUAGAAAGUGGC
This is a messenger RNA of Aaosphaeria arxii CBS 175.79, 3646 nucleotides long. RefSeq lists its product as uncharacterized. Lineage: Eukaryota; Fungi; Ascomycota; Dothideomycetes; Pleosporales. The transcript has 2 exons. Bases 166 to 3381 code for a protein of 1071 amino acids. The record is from RefSeq and is a predicted model, not a curated record. Gene Ontology annotation, molecular function: molybdenum ion binding; oxidoreductase activity.